Molecule: messenger RNA, 663 nt
Organism: Orbicella faveolata
Lineage: Eukaryota; Metazoa; Cnidaria; Anthozoa; Scleractinia; Merulinidae
Source: RefSeq, a predicted model, not a curated record
AACACAGAGAAGCUUCUCGAUGACAUGUUUCUUACUGCUGCUGUGCAUAGGGGCAUUAUAAGCAAUCCAUUGUCCUUUGCAAGCACAUCAUUAAAUGCAAUGAAACUCUUGCAGGACAGCGGUAAACCAAACUUGAUUUCCAAAUGGAGCAGGUGCAUCUGGGGACCUGACGGAAAGCCCAAAUUGGAUUUUGAAAGGAUGCCAUUUGGUCUGAUUGAAUAUCAGAUUGAGUUCUUCAGCUGUUCAAAUGUCAUGCAGAUAACAUUGCCUGAGGACUAUAAGUUGUGGUUGCAGACUAUGGGUACAGAGUUCCCAGAGCGUUUCAAGAGACUGUUUGCUGGACCAAUGUGGAGUGGAAUGAAGAAAGAAGAUGUAGGAAGGCCAGAUAAGGCCAGGGUAAAUGUUGCCUGUGUGAGUAAGACGACACAGUGGAGACAUGACAGUGAUUCACUUUUUACAAUGGAACCUCGUUUGCAGGUAAAAUGACUGAUGUAAUAGGAAAGUUAUCACAAGUAUUGUACUUUAGCAGCUUACUAGCAACAUCAGUUAAGAAAUAGAAAACAUGUACAGUGCUUCUAUCAAGUUAUAGAAACGAGUGGAAGUUUUGGAGAACAAGAAAUGCUGUGUGAACAUGAGCCGCAGGCGGGUGUUUCCGCACCUUUU